AAUAACCAAAGUACGGAAGAGGGUUGUACUGGAAGCCCAGUUCCUUCAGCAAGCAUUAUGGAGACUGGGACCCAGGAACCAAAGUUGAUUUCUGAAGACUUGCAUGGUAGAAGCAUUAAGAAGCAUGAUUGUCCUCCAAAGAGUUAUGACAGUGAAACAUCCUUAGAAACUCUUCAGAGCAAAGAUGUCCAACUCACCAGAGUGGUUUUGAUACCAUCUCGAAUAGCAGAACAAGGAGAAAGCCCAGAAUCCCUUGCAUCAGUCUGCUGUAACCAAUGGCACAUUCCAAGCUCAAAAGUCCAAAAUGACAACAGUAACACAGUUACAAGUCUUGAUGAACAAGAGCUGGAUGAGGUAUAUCCCAAAAGGGAACACUCACUUGUAUUAAAUGAAUGCAGCGACCAUCAAGAGCAAUGUGAAAGUGAAAUUAAAGUAGUUGUAGAUAUUCCUGCCCAAUCCCAAACUGUACUUUGUGAGCUGGAGAUGCAAGCAAAAGCAUCUUUACCAAGUAUUUCUAAAACUUUGGGAGACUCUGUGCAAGACAGCAACCUGCAAACUCUUACAAACCUAAAGGAGGGAGAAAGUUGUCUCAGUAAAGAAACCUUAAGCAAGAUCAAGCAGGAUGAUUCUAAUACAUUGACUUCAGACUCUCUUCAUGAAGAAGCAAGUGUGGAUGAUGCAUGUGCUAAAGAAUCUGUCAUAAAUGAGCAGUUGGGCGGUUUAUGCAGAAUGGCAGGCGACAGUGAUAAAAGCAACAUUGGUAUUACGGAACGCAUUCCAGCGGCACAGAAUACAGACACUGCUAAUGCCGUGCCGCAGACUCUGCCAAUAGAUUUCAAAAUAACUCAUGCUGAUGCUGAUUCUGAAAGAAACAGAACUGAUCAUAACCUACUUAGUAAUCAGACAGAAUUGGCAGAAGAACGUUCAGAUUCUGAAAUCAAAGAGAAUCUUAGUUUGGUUGAUGCAAUAAUAAUGAACGAUGAACAUGAAAAAAUAAAUUUUGAAAAGGACCUUACAUUCUUGGCUGAUGAAAUUGCAGAAGAACAGGAGUAUCAUCCUCUAGUAUUACCUGAACCCACAGAAACGCCUUCCAGCAAUACGUUGAAUAAAAUGGACAGUAUUCAGAAGACUGAGUUUCUACCUGGUGGCUCUGAAGGAGAACUGACAGUUCUUUCUACGUCACCAUUUCCAUGUGAACAGCACAUGUUGAUCCAACAACCAGCAGGCAGCUUGAAUGAUGGCAUUGUUGGUGAAGUACAAAAACAGGAGCUGGAAGUUGCAGCUUGCCAAAACGUCUUAGGUGCUGGUUCUGAUUUGCAUAUUGCCGCCGCUGCUGCUGGAGUCAUUUGGGAAGAUGAUAAUUCUGCAGAGAAAAACUCAAUAGAUCCAAGGAAUUCUAGAGUAGUGAAUUUAGACAACAUUCCUUCCGAGACAGUCCCAGGGAAACAGUCUGUGAUUCCUGAACAAGUUUUCCAGUCAGAAGAGAGUGCCAUGACCUUACAAAGCUCUGCUGAGGCAGGGCAGUUCGAAGGAAGUUUGUCGCCAUUUAAUUUCAAGAAGCUGCAGACGGAGAUCUCUGCAAUUAGAACAAAAGGAACGAAAAGCGAUGUCAGCUUCAAAGCCCAGCAAUGUGACAGCUCAGUGGAAUCUCUCUUCAGUUUUUCAAGCUUAGAAGAGAAGCUUCUGAGCCUUUCAUCUCUUGGUAAGCAAGCAGGCAGUAAUGAGGGCAUUGUAGCAAAUAUCACCUGUGCAGAUGACAAGCAGAGGAAGGGGGUAGAAAAUACACAGAAUGCAGAAAAAGGCAAAUGUGCUUCAACAGAGAAUUUCACCACCCCUAAGGCAGAAACUGUUAUUCCCACACAGUCUUCAGAACCUGAUGCUCAGACGUCCAGGGCCUUUGGCACCGGCUUUUCUGAUUUCAGGGAGCACAUUAGCAAAAUAUUUGAGAAAACAGUUCAAAGUGCUCUGAGGGCAGAAUUAUCACACCUUUCGGAUGAAAACAUUGCCAGUGACAAUGACAGCUCUGAAGUUAAAGAAAGGCCAGAAUUUAAGCAAGUCUUGGAAGCCAGAGAUGGAAACAGAGAACCUGAAUGUCACCAGAAAAUGGAAGGAGGCAUGUUGAUUUCAAAAGCUGAAACUUCCAGUGGAGCUACUCAAGAGAAGAUAGCUCAAGAAGAAAACCAACUCUUGACAAACAGUCAGGACUCUAGGGAGGAAAAGAUCCUUGUCAAGGAAUAUUGCUUAAGUGAUAUAUCGUCUUUAGCAUCUUUGCCAAACUUAGACCAUGAGUUGGAUGGCUCAAAAAUGAGCAAUAAUAAGAUGAAGAUUGAUGAAAGUGAACAUGUUAGUCCAGUGAGCAGCGAUAAUGGUGGCAAUCUAGUAAGCUUGGAAACAGGAAUACUACAACUUGCCAGUGAUUGCGGCCCAGGGACAGUGAAUCUGCUAUCUUCUCCUGACAGUAACCUCCCUAUCAUGACUGCUGACUCCACAGGAGUAAUUCCAAAGAGUGCAGAGGCAGGUGAUUUAAUUAGUGUGUGUAAUGCAGAACCAGGUUUGUAUGAGGAAGAGCCAAUUAUGGAACAUUAUGGAAACCUAUGCCACCACCUGAUGCCAAGUAAAGGUGAUGAAAAUGAAGAGAGUAUUUUAAAUUCAGGCGACGUGUCACCAUUGCCGUUUCUUCUAGAUGUUCUUUGUGAACACGAAGAACAAACAGAACAGUCCAGAAUGUUGCCAGGUGAAAAUGAGAAGAAAUCUACUGGCUGUAAUCUUCUGGAUGAAAAUUUGCACCAGGAUGAAGGAUAUACUAUGCUGGAUGGGUUGGGAGAUACAAAACACCCACAACUGUCUCAAGAGCAAGGACAGGAGACAGAAACACAUGGGCUCAUAGAUUACUUAAAAAAUGAAGUACACCCUGAUGAUUGUUCCCCAGGUAACUGUAAACCGGAACCCGGCAAUGUAGAAGAAGCAAAUGACACCGUGUUGAGCACAGCAGAAACUGAAGAACAUAUUUCUGUUGACACUCCUAAAAAAAGUAUUACAGGGAUAUUAUUCACUGAGGAUAGUGACUCAGCUUUGCAACCCAGCAUUUGUGAUCAAGGGUCUGAUGCAGAAAAGCAUUCAGAAAGUAUUCACAGGUUGGAACAAAAUGUGUGUUUUAAGACUACAGAUGCUGUUGUUACUUCUGCAAAUCAGAAUGGAGAAAAGAAUUGGACACAAGAGAGUUUUCUUCAAAAUACCCAGGGCAAGAAAUCAGCUGCUUCACUCACUGAACAGAAGCAGAACCUUCCCAGUGAACACCCAAGUAUGGCUACUGAAGGAUUACCUGCUGAAAGCACUAUUCCUGAGCUCUGUCACUCUCUCCUUGCUGCACCUGAGAAGGACGCUAUAAUAGUAGCUGCCAAAGACACCUCAGAUGAGGCAAGAGAUGCCAACAAAGUAGAAAGUUCUUCGGUCCUUGAUGAUGUUAUAAAAUUAGUGCCUGCUGUGGUUCAUUCUAAGGAGCCACUAGCUACUACUGUCUCCGAUGGACACGUUGCUGCUCUGGAUUCUGUUGAGCUGACUGCAUCAAGUAUUUCCAAGCCUGAUGGUUGCCAAGGAAUUGACAGAGCCAUCACAUCUUUCCCCGGCCAAGGAACUUUGACUUUGGAACCAGUCACUGAUGUGGAACUAUCUGCUCAAGGAAGUGGGGAUCUGACUGAGGAAAGAAAGAGGAGUUCAGAUUCUGAAGAAGCUUUUGAAACACCAGAGUCUACAACGCCUGUAAAAGCCGCACCUCCGCUGCUACAAACACCGCCGGAGGCUCCGACGUUUGAUGUAGAAGAACAGGAAAUAAGGCCUCAACUUCCAUCUGAGGAUACAGGUUUUUGUUCUGACACAGUAUCAAUUACUGAAGUUUCACAUAGUGAAUCAAUUGAAGAAAGUCCAUUCCGUCCUCCGUCUCAUUCAUUUUCUACUGUUUUUGAUGAAGACAAGCCCAUUGCUAGCAGUGGGACUUACAACUUGGACUUUGACAACAUUGAGAUUGUAGCCUCUUUGCAAACUGUAGAUCCCAGCUCUCUGGACUCAAGAAGCGGUGACUCCAAGGCACAUGUCCGGAGAAAAUCCACAGACUCUGUUCCAAUUUCCAGAUCUACUUUGUCUCGGUCCCUUAGCUUGCAAGCUGGUGAUUUUGAUGGAGCAUCUUUUCUCGGUAAUAACGAGACAGUGGGUUCAGCAACAGAUACAUUUGGUACUGGUUCAAGCAGCGCUUCAAGUACUCUUAAACGAACAAAGAAGCCUCGGCCAGCUUCCUUAAAGAAAAAGCAAUUGGCAAAAAAAUCCUUAGACGUUCCACCAGUGAAAGAACCAGAACCAUCUGAAAGCAAGCAGGAAUCUGAAGCCCCAAGUGGGGAACAGACAUCUGGAGACAGAGUGGAACCUACUGAACCUGAAAGCACUGAGACUUCCCAAAGUACUGCUGAGAAACAGGAGGCCCCUCCUGUUCCUGAAGCAGCACAUCCUUUUGACCCUAAUAACUCUGAGGAAAUUACUGCAUUUAGUACUGGUGACGACGAAGUGCAGAACUCCCCUCCUGUUGGUAAGAAAGCCCUUGCUCUUUCAACUGCACCAGAGGCCGUGGAGGUGACUCCGUCUGACACUGGGGGACAAGAAGAUCCACCAGUGAAAGGCUUAGCAGUUAGACUGGAAUUUGAUUAUUCUGAAGAAAAAGGCAGUGGAGAAGAACAACAAGAAAGUGUUUCUCUGCCCAAGAAAGUGGGCAAAAAACCUGGUGCUAAAAUGCCACUCAGGAGGCCAAAGCCUAAAAAGCCUGUGGAGAAACUUGACAAUGCUCCUGCCACUCCAGCCAAGGCACCUGGUGAUCCAAAUGACAUUCCUAUCCCCAAAGGCUCUUAUUCUUUUGAUAUUGACAAAUGGGAUGAUCCCAAUUUCAAUCCGUUUUCUUCCACUUCCAAAAUGCAAGACUCCCCCAAACUGCCUCAACAAACUGCAGCAACAUACAGUUUCAGUCCAGAUAUGUGCGAGGACUCCAUUGACCCUUUCAAGUCUUCCUCAAAGGUAGCCAGUUCUCCCACAAAAUCUCCAGCCUCCUUUGAGAUACCAGCUAAUGCCAGUGAAAUCAAUGGAAUGGAAGGGGAUUGUGUCAACAAACCUGCAAAAAAGAAGAAGACACCACUUAAGACUGAUACUUUUAGGGUGAAAAAGUCACCAAAAAGAUCUCCACUGUCUGAUCCACCAUCUCAGGAAACCAUGCCACUGCCCACUGCUGAAACUCCCUCCAUUGUAUCCACUGUGGUUCAUGCAACAGAUGAGGAGAAACUUGCGUCUUCCGUAGGCAGUCAGAAGUGGACCUGUAUGACAGUGGACUUAGAUUCAGAUAAACAGGAUUACCCUCAACCAUCAGAUCUGUCAACUUUUGUAAAUGAAACAAAAUUCAGUUCUCCUACAGAAGAGCUGGAAUAUGGCAACUCAUAUGAAAUAGAAUAUAUGGAGAAGAUAGGCUCCUCUAUAAUUCAGGAUGAUGAUGCUCAGACAAAGCAGUCUUUGUACCUCAUGUUUGAUGCACAGCAGGAGAGUCCAGUCAAGUCUCCUCCAGUCCGAUUAUCAGAUUCUACAACUCCUUGUUCUGGGUCAAGCUUUGAAGAAACAGAAGCCCUGGUGUCCUCUGGAAUAAAAUUACAACAUCCAGCUUCACGAUCCCUGGCAUCUAGCCAAGACGCACAAAUACAGUCAUCUGACAAAUCAAAAGGAAAAGAAUUGGAGCCUAUGACCUUAGGAAUCAAUUCAAGCAGCAUUGACAUAACCCCACCUGAGGACUCCUUUCUCUCUGCUGAUGCUCUUCUCAAUAGGAUAUCUCAUCCACCUUCAGUGUGUGAUCAGCUUCAGUAUCUAGAGCCUGACUUAGCUGAAAAGAAUCCCCCAAUAUUUGCUCAGAAACUUCAGGAGGAGUUAGAGUUUGCUGCAAUGAGGAUAGAAGCUCUGAAGCUAGCCAGACAAAUUACUCUGUCUUCUUUCAGCUCCGUAGAUACUGAGAGAGAGCCUGCAGUGUCAUCGGAUGUUUCCAUCUCUAAAAGUACGCUGUACUCCCGGAUAAGCAGCUCAGAGGCAGAAAGUACCUCCGGUUUGCUUUACCAGCAGCAAGAUUUGGAUUCUGCAUUGAGAGUUGCCAGGGAAGAGGUUGUAACUAAGGAAAGGGAAGUCUCAGAAUGGAAAGAUAAAUAUGAAGAGAGCAGGAGGGAAGUAAUGGAAAUGAGGAAAAUUGUAUCAGAAUAUGAGAAGACGAUUGCACAGAUGAUCGAGGAUGAACAGAGAGAAAAGUCAAUGUCCCAUCACACAGUUCAACAACUGGUUAUGGAAAAAGAGCAAGCAUUAUCAGACCUGAAUUCUGUGGAAAAAUCUUUAGCAGAUCUUUUUAGAAGAUAUGAGAAAAUGAAAGAAGUUCUUGAAGGGUUUAGGAAGAAUGAAGAAGUAUUAAAGAAAUGUGCACAGGAAUACUUAUCACGAGUAAAAAAAGAGGAACAAAGAUACCAAGCCCUGAAAAUUCAUGCAGAAGAAAAACUGGACAGAGCCAAUGCUGAAAUUGCACAAGUCCGCAGCAAGUCUCAGCAAGAGCAAGCAGCUUACCAGGCUAGUCUCCGUAAAGAGCAGCUGAAAGUGGAUGCAUUGGAAAGAACACUGGAACAAAAGAAUAAAGAAAUAGAAGAAUUGACAAAGAUUUGUGAUGAACUGAUUGCCAAAAUGGGGAAAAGCUAACUUUUAACCAAAAUCAUGGAUUUCAACCUCGAGUGCAAUAUGACCAUUGGCACACUGAUGUCUACACAUUGAUGUGGACGGGAUCUAUUUUCACGUUUUUGUAUGCACUACUGUAUUUUUUUCUUUUCUUAAAAAUAUUGAUUUGAUUGUAUGCAGUACUAAGAAGACUAUCAGAAUUCCUUGCUAUUGUUUGCAAUUUUUUCCUAGUAUAAUUCAUAGCAAGUUGAUCUCAAAAGUUCCUGUAUCAGGGAGAUUUGUCAAGGUCUUUAAUAAAUUACAAGUUGCUCAGCCUAGCCUUCCCUUUGUACAUGAGUUCCCA
Gekko japonicus is the source of this 7069-nucleotide messenger RNA. It is a transcript of the gene TACC2, whose product is annotated as transforming, acidic coiled-coil containing protein 2. Gene Ontology annotation, biological process: cerebral cortex development; mitotic spindle organization; cell population proliferation. Lineage: Eukaryota; Metazoa; Chordata; Lepidosauria; Squamata; Gekkonidae. Bases 58 to 6750 code for a protein of 2230 amino acids. The record is from RefSeq and is a predicted model, not a curated record. Gene Ontology annotation, cellular component: cytoplasm. The transcript has 20 exons.